AUGAGGCCUGUGGUCUACCUUGCCGCGUUGCUCGCCAGUGUUGGUGCAGCUGUUGCGUGCGCUGGUGACAAGCAUCAUGAUGACCAUGAAUGGACCAAGGAAGAGCUGGACGAGCUAGAAAGGAAAUGGGGGAUGGAGUGGCCAUUCGUUGGCAUUGGAUCCUUUGCCCAUCUUAAGUACGUAAAAUGCCUCACGACACCAAGUGAGGACUUUGAUAUUGCAAUCGUUGGGGCACCUUUCGACACUGCCGUCAGCUACCGUCCUGGAGCCCGAUUCGGCCCUAGAGCUAUCCGUCAAGCAUCAAGCAGGCAGACCACCUUCCGUGGCUUCAACCCCCGUGCAAACAUCAACCCUUACCAGAACUGGGCAAAGAUCAUCGACUGCGGCGACAUACCAGUCACGCCAGUGGACAACGCCGUGGCGCUCACGCAGAUGACGGCAGCCUUUGGCCAGCUUGGCAGACACAGGCCGACCUCGGGGCUGCUGCAGAAGCCCAAGCUGGUGACUCUGGGAGGCGACCACUCACUCGCGCUGGCAGCCCUCCGAGCGCUCAAGGAGAUCCACGGCAAGCCGAUCCGUGUCCUACACUUUGACGCGCACCUGGACACGUGGCACCCGGCCAAGUACCCGUCGGCGUGGCCGUCGGAGCAGGCCCACUUCAAUCACGGCAGCAUGUUUUGGCUCGCGGGCUCCGAGGGCCUCAUCUCCAACUCGAGCGACGCGCCGUCGGUGCACGCGGGUCUGCGCACGCGCCUGAGCGGCGACGACUGGGGCGACUACGACGACGACACGGCGCAGAACUGGAAGCGCAUCGCCGCCGACGACAUUGACGAGCUCGGCGCCUCGGGUGUCGUCCGUACCAUCAUGUCCCACCUCGGCACCGAAGACCCCGUCUACCUGUCGGUCGACAUUGACGUCCUCGACCCGGCGUUUGCCCCUGGGACGGGCACGCCCGAGCCCGGCGGCUGGACCACCCGGGAGCUCAUCCGGAUCCUGCGCGGCAUCGAGGACCUCAACGUCGUGGGUGCCGACAUCGUCGAGGUCUCGCCGGCGUACCAGGGCGCCGGGGAGGAGACGGCGCUUGCCGGGGCGCAGGUCGUCUACGAGAUCAUCUCGAGCAUGGUCAAGAAGGGGAUGAAGGAGAUGGGGAAGGAGAUGGCGAGUGGGUUCAUUGGCGUCGAGCGGGACGAGCUGUGAUACGUGUCAUGUUGCUGGGGGAGAGAGGGGCAAAACAGGCUCAAGACUCGGUGGAUGGAAAUAGGGCAUGCCUACAGGUGCGUCCAUUCCUAAUACAGUAGGUGUCUCAGUUGGGCUAUUGGCCUUUUUUUUUCUUGCCAAGGCAGGCAGAAGAAAUGGGUCACAGGGGGCUUCACGGAUUAUUUCCUUCAUGGGCAACUAUGGAUGAUUCAUACCUGAUGAGGGGUACGCAUCAUGGCUCAGUUGCCAAGGGGACACUACUGCAUGUAGUAUGCAUACCGGACCUACAACAAGGAUAUAGUGGCUUGGAUCCAGAUCUACCUAUGCGAGGGCUGGACUGGA
Pyricularia grisea is the source of this 1539-nucleotide messenger RNA. RefSeq lists its product as uncharacterized. Bases 1 to 1197 code for a protein of 398 amino acids. The transcript is spliced from 3 exons. NCBI's taxonomy places the organism in Eukaryota, Fungi, Ascomycota, Sordariomycetes, Magnaporthales, Pyriculariaceae. The record is from RefSeq and is a predicted model, not a curated record. Gene Ontology annotation, molecular function: metal ion binding; agmatinase activity.